Messenger RNA from Oppiella nova, 2553 nucleotides. NCBI's taxonomy places the organism in Eukaryota, Metazoa, Arthropoda, Arachnida, Sarcoptiformes, Oppiidae. The record is from the annotation of a GenBank genome assembly.
AUGGGUACUCCAAACGACAGCUACUGUACAGAAAGAAGUGUCAACCAAUCAAACAUAACGCACAUAUUGGGGGCACAGACUGUGGAUCCUGUAACCCAUACUCCAAUGUCAACUGCCGGACCCUCGGCUAAAGUCCUUACCUUUGGUAGUACUUUAAGUCCUUUGGUUUCCGAAAAUAUUAAUUUUGAAACUGAUUUCAAUAACUUUGACAUUGAGAACCGACUACAAGGGGAAGGGCAGAGAAUAGAGAAUAUAACUGCAAAUCAACAAAUACCCCGACAAUCACCACAACCGUCCACAUCGACGGCAGUCGAGUCAUAUCAGAGACCACUUGUAUUACAACCUAAUGCCAGAAAUAAUACCCAAAUUCAUCAAAGAGGAGAUUUAGACGAUAAUGCCAUCGAUGAUAUAAUUCAUACAAUUGUCAAUAAAAUUAAUCUUGGACUUAUCACGCCUAAUGGCGACGAUCCAUUAUUAGGCAAAUUGAACGAAAUGAAUGAAGUUGAAAAUAUGGCAAGAUUAAAGGGUAAAACAAUUAGGGAGGAGUUGAAGCAGCCAGGUCGGCUACAAGAAUUUCUGAAUAACACUGGAUGGCAACAGGAAGCUAUUAUGAUAGCCAAUAUGUUCCGUAUGGACGACCCCUGGAAAUAUGGACCGACCAUUGAAUUACGAGUAAUAAACGCAUCGAUACUGAGAUCAGGAAAUUCGCGAUACUUUAAGAUGGAUUCCCGGCCCAGAGGUCGGGCCAUAGUGUUCGUGACCACUGAUGGUCUGAAGGAUGAGGUCGACCGAUGGAAGUCUAUUUUUAAACAGUUAGACUUCAAGUGCGAUACAUAUCGGGACGUCACCUGUUCUCAGAUAAGGACUGUAAUGAUGGGUAUGUCUGGUCAGCGGUUUAAUGCCGACGCACUCAUUGUGAUGGUUAUCGGUGGCGGGAAUGGCGGCAAGAUUUAUGGGUUUGGCGAGGGAUCUGACAAUGAGAUGUCGUUCACAGAAAUUGUGGACUCAUUUUCUGACACUAAUUGUGGACUAUUGACGUGUGAAUCCCUGUCCACCCCUUCUAUCUCUCGUGAACUGUUGUCGCCGUCCGUCGCGUGUCAUCCAUUCCCGACGUAUUCUGAUUGCAGUUCUGUUGGGCCGGGCGUUGGUUCUGUCCUUAGUAGCAUAUUUAUAACAAUCACUGUAGCGAUGUCAGGAUAUCGGGAAUGUGGUGUUUGUGGUCUCAAUAGCGCAAAUAACAUGAAUACUAAAAUUGGUGAGAAUUAUGUUCCCAAAGGGAGCGGUAUCUACACGUGUGAAAAGGACAGGCAAUGGUUUUAUAAAAAUGCUAAAUUAACGGAAGUGUGUCCUAAUGGGCAAAUGAGUGCAAACGAUCUGGAAAACUGUGACAUACAAAUUUGUAGGCCUUGUAAGCUUCACAAGUGUUUGAGAAUAGGAAUGAGACUGAAACAAAAGCCGCACAAUAUGCCACAAAACAGCGCCAGUCCUACGAAACGGUAUCGAAAUAACACGAUUGAUGACAUUGGGAUUGACUUAAAUCAGUGGUCAAAUGGCACUGUUGGCGGCAAAUGCAAUUACAAGGGUCAAUUAGCUACUAUUAGUGGCUUUAAUGGAUACACGGCUCAGUCGUACUCACAGUCCCUCAAUUCAGUAACAAAUAAUGGAUUUGAGACACAGCAGUGGUCAGGGUGCAACCUUGCAUCCAUUCAUCCAGAGGUAGGCCAGGAAAUAGAGAAUAUGAAUGCCAUUCAAGACAUUCUUCAACAAUCACUGGAACCAUCAGCUAAUACUUCAACGACAGUCGAGUCCUAUGAGACCAAUGCAACCAAUAAUAUACUAAUGGAUCAAACGGACGACUCGCACGAUAAGAUCAUCAAUGAUAUGAUUCAUACAUUAAUUAAUAAAAUUAACCUUGGCCAACAAAUGAUCAAGGAGAUUGCGGACGAGUUGAAACGGGAGGGUCAGGGUCGGUUUAAACAGCUGUUGGAUACGGCUGGACUGAGACUCCGGGAGGCCGAGGAUGUGCUCAAAAUGUUCAUAACGAAGGAGCCCUGGGAGUGCACCACUGAUGUCGAGUUAAAAGUGACAAAAGCAUCUAAACUGCGAUCAGGAGACUCGCGAUACUUUCAAAUGAAUUCCCAUCCGAGGGGUCGGGCCAUCAUAUUUGUGACCACAGAUGGCCUGAACGUCGAGAUAUUGCGGUGGUACUCCAUCUUCGCACAGUUAGACUUCAAGUGCGAGAUAUAUGUGGACUUCUCGUGCUCUCAGAUCAAGGAUAACCUGUUGGGGGUGUCGUGUCAGAGGUUGGCCGCCGACGCCCUGUUUGUGAUGGUUAUCGGCGGCGGAUUUGAUCAGAAGAUCUACGGUUACGGCAAUCGCGGAGUCGAUAAUGAGAUGUCGUUCACAGAAAUUGUGGACAUAUUCUCCGCUAAUAAUCCUAAGAGUGAUGUCUCUCUUCGGAUGAAACCGAAAAUAUUUGUUUUCAACACUUUCUCUAUUGCUAUGAAUUUAUGGCGUAACCCUGAUGAAGACGCUGAAACGACUAGCAGAUGA